Pyricularia oryzae 70-15 is the source of this 948-nucleotide messenger RNA. RefSeq lists its product as uncharacterized. The transcript is spliced from 2 exons. The coding region runs from base 511 to 948 and encodes 145 amino acids. The record is from RefSeq and is a predicted model, not a curated record. Lineage: Eukaryota; Fungi; Ascomycota; Sordariomycetes; Magnaporthales; Pyriculariaceae.
AGCAAACCUUAUAUCUGAAUUAAUACGAAGCCACUGAGCAACCUUCACGUGAAUACUUUAACCUCUGUUGCUAUUUUUAUUUCUUUAUUUUUUUUCCCUCACUGAUGCUUUUAUUCCUAUCUAUUUUGUUGUCUUGUCUUUCAAGACUUGCUGAGAAGAUGAGAAAGUACUAAGCAAUUCCUAUUUUCGAAAGAAGUAAUAGCAACAUAGAAGCAAUCAUGUACUCAAAGUCAAAAAGCAAAAGGUUUCGCAGGCGAGUAUCAAAGGAUGGCUAUAAUCAGCGACGACGUAUAACUGUACGUUACCUAGCAACCUACCUCCUAAAUACCCAAGGCAAGUGCAUACGGUCUGCUCCGUAGGUAAAGUAUGCAAUGGCGGGUGAGGUAAGUUUGCAAGUACAAAGUAAAUAAUGGCAUGCAGUAGCCAACACCAAGCCUCGCUCGCUGGAGGCAAGUUUUCCAACCUCUUUUUAGCUGUAUAUCCCUCAACCUUAUCCAGGCUGCUGUUUACAUGUGCGUCAAAUCGUGGUAUAAAAGGGCUAAAGGGGCCGCCGUAAAUCUGUCGGAGUGUGUUGCUGGACCACACCGUUCUUCUUCUUCUUCUUGUUCACCAUACCUUCCUUACCUACGCACGGAAAAAAUGGCUUCUCAACAAGAUCUCGAAGCUCCUGUGCAGGCAGCUCAGACGAGCUCGCAACAGUCCUUCAACCUGACAGAGUUGCCGAGAGUUGGGCAGAACCAGACCACAGACAAACAAGUCGAGCGCAUCACCAAUGACCUGGCACUUUUGCAGGCCAUCGAUAAGCCGCCCAUGCCACGCCAAGACGAUUUGUUUGAACACAAACGACGACAAGCGCGUGUGCGGGAAGCGAGACGCAAUGGAGCUAGACUAGUACUGGUGUCUGGUAUGAAUGCUCAGGAAGCUGAAGAAUAUAACCGGUUAGUUUGA